ACAUUUUGAUUGCAGCAGUGCAACUGGUCAGUGAUUUUCAUCGAAUGUGGUUUGUCUCAUUGUACCAGUGUGGGAGAGAUUUGAGUCUCACAAGCCAACUGUCAAGACACCUAUUUCAGUGAUUUAAGUUGAAAAAAUACCAACCAUAGCUGAUACUGGCUUUGUACCAGCAGACUGGCAGCAUACUCUAGAACAAACUGGCUACUGCUAUUCAUUGUGUGAUCAAUUGGACUUGACUCCCAGAAGAGCAAAAAUUCAAUAUUCAUUAAGAUGAAAGAAGAUGCCAUGAUGCAUAUUUCCAUGGAGCCCUCUGAUCUCAAGCAUAUGAAAAAUGGAUUGCCACUCACUAUGAAUGGAGUGGCAGCUACAAAUGGAGAGGUGAAGUAUCGAGGGCAUGAACAACCAGUUCUAAAUGACUCUGUCCAUCCAGCUUUUCCCCCUCCUGUUUCUUCUUCUGCAGCUCAGCCCUCUUCACAUCUAUGCGAAUCUCAUGAUGAGAUGUUUGAAGAACCUCCCUUGUUGAUUGCUUUCUUUACUUAUGUUGGAUAUGCUAUUCUUGUGAUAUUUGGCUACAUCAAGGAUUUCUACCGCAAGAUUGGACUAGUGAAUCAUCUCCAGACCACAGACCCAAGAGAGAAAGAGGGAUAUGUACCUCUUUAUUCAAGUUUUGAGAGCUUUUAUACACGAAACCUUUAUCGAGUGAUUCGAGAUUGCUUCAAUCGACCCAUCUGUAGCGUCCCUGGUGCUGAAAUUACUCUCAAGGAUCGUGUCUCUCAUGACUAUGGAUGGACUUUCCAGUUCACAGGCACAACAACACGCUGCAUCAACAUGGCCUCAUACAAUUACCUUGGGUUUGCUCAGAACUCUGGUCCCUGCUUUGAGGAGGCUAGGAAAUCAAUUCAUCAGUGGGGUAUUGGGAUGGCAUCCUCCCGAAAUGAAAGUGGAACCCUGGAAUUGCACGUUGAGCUGGAGAAGCAAGUGGCACAAUUCGUGGGGAAGGAGGAUGCAAUUACAUUUGGCAUGGGAUUUGCAACAAAUGCCCUAAACAUGCCAGGCUUGGUGAGCAAGGGUUGUCUCAUCAUCUCGGAUCAGUGUAAUCACGCUUCCUUGAUUCUCGGAGCUCGACUCAGUGGUGCUGCCAUUCAAGUUUUCAAGCACAAUGAUAUGGUGAGCUUGGAAGAAGUCCUGCGAAAUGCCAUCGUUCAGGGACAGCCACGAACUCAUCGUCCUUGGAAGAAGAUCCUCAUUGUGGUUGAAGGAAUCUACAGCAUGGAAGGAUCCAUUGUAAACCUACCAAGAAUCCUGGAACUCAAGAAGAAGUACAAGACAUAUGUAUACCUGGAUGAGGCACACAGCAUUGGUGCAAUGGGGCCCCGUGGGCGAGGGGUUGUUGACCACUUUGGGCUGGACCCAAAAGAUGUUGAUGUCAUGAUGGGGACAUUCACAAAAAGCUUUGGUUCUUCUGGUGGAUACAUUGCAGGAUCCAAAGAGCUGAUCGAUCAUUUGAGGACGGUAUCCCAUGCAGCAAUGUAUGCCACAUCCAUGUCCCCACCAGUCAUUCAGCAGAUUAUCACUUCCAUGAAGAUCAUCAUGGGAGAAGAUGGAACUCUUGAAGGCCAGAAAAGGAUCCGGCAGUUGGCAUUCAAUGCACGCUACUUCAGAGAGAAGCUGAAAGCCAUGGGGCUCAUUGUAUAUGGGCAUAAGGAGUCCCCAGUUGUCCCUGUUCUCCUCUAUAUGCCUGGAAAAAUUGCGUGUAUUAUACGGGAGAUGACAAAAGAGGGAGUGGCUGUUGUUGGAGUUGGUUUCCCUGCCACUCCUCUCAUUGAGUCUCGAGUUCGAUUCUGUUUAUCUGCCAGCCAUUCCAAGGAAAUGCUUGACAAGGUCUUGGAGAAGAUAGAUGUAGCAGCUGAUCUUCUAUCAAUGAGAUACUCCCGCCUCCAUCCAUAUAAUAAGCACUGAAAAGAAAGAGAGGAACUUGGAUAUCAGCUCUGCAGUGCCUUGAUUGUGAUGCUAAUAUUACUUUAUUUAAUGGAAGUUUAUGUGUUCUCCACAAGUUCUUCUGCCAUGCAUAUUCUGCCUUGUAGACAACAGUUCCCUUUUCUUAACCUCAAUUUUCCUGGUUCUCCUGGUUUUCCUGUUUCAGCCCUUCAUAUUUCAUUUAUGCCAUUCCUAAGAGUGCCAUCAGUGGUGGAAAUUUGCUUGGUUAGUAAUUGAGGAAUGUCUCUUCAUGUGGACUUGUGAGGUCUGACAUUCAUCAAUGCCUUCCUACACAGGUUUCUACCAUUGACAUUGCUCAGGAAAAUGUGGAACGAUGUGCAAAGUGAGUGUAAGCUUACUGCUAUAUGUGAGCUCGUGUUUGAUCGAUAUUCUCUCAUACCUACAUUAUAUGGACCAUCAAACCAAAGACUCCAUGGAUGUUGGGCCUAAAUGUUUCUUAUUCUUUUAUUCUUGUGCCUCAUCUAAGGAAGAGAAUCUGAUCUUUUAUGAGCAAAGGCACUGCCAAUGAUAGCCAUGCUUGAGUGCCUUUCAUUUUUGCAUGUUGCACAUUGUGAUGCUGAUGUGUUAUCAUUUCUUUGUGAUCAGGAGAGUUCUAUGGGGCAUUCUGAUCUGCCUCAAAUGUCACAUCAUCACAAAUGAAGUCAAUGUUGAUUCCUCA
Molecule: messenger RNA, 2656 nt
Organism: Darwinula stevensoni
Lineage: Eukaryota; Metazoa; Arthropoda; Ostracoda; Podocopida; Darwinulidae
Source: the annotation of a GenBank genome assembly